GGAAGAAGGCAGAUGGUAGACAAAUACUUCUUGGCGCGUUCCUUUUCAAAAACUUCUUCAUCCCUCUUUCUUCCACCGAACAAAUUGAAACCCUAGCUUUUCCAUGUGCUCUCUCUUAAUUAGAUACAGGAAGAGGUUGACAAAUUAAGAAGAAAAGGUAAAGAUGAUUCUACGAACACCGCCGCCGAGGAAGAGAAGGGCGGAUUCGCAGCCGCCGGAAGAUAUUAACAACAAUAAUGCGCAGAGCCCAAGUUCCAAUAGAGAGCUACUGGUUUACGAGGAUCUGCCGGUGCCGGAAUAUUCUCAUGACCAUUCAAUUCCCAUCACCUCUGACCAAAUGCUCUGCACUUACCAAUGCCGUCAGAUGGUGAAAUCAGAGUUCUUUGAUGCUCUAAGCAGUGCAGAAAAGCAAGUUCAUGAUUACCAAUCUAAAUUUGGAGCACUGAAUGAAGAUUUAUCUAAUGCUGAAGCUGAGCGCAAGAAAUUUCGAGAAAAAUUCUUCAAUGCAGAGCAAGAAUUGGCUGCGGCUAAAGGACGUGAACAGAUGUUGCAAGAGCAACUAAGAAAGGAGGUUGAUUUUUCGCAGGAACAACUCAGAAAACAAAUACAUUCCUUUAGUGAACUUGAGGUAAAGUUUCAGAAGGAGAUGGAUCUUCGCCAAAAAGCAGAGUCUUCAGCAGCUAAAGCUGAAGAAAAAGCAAGUCUUUUAGAGGAAAAGCUAAGUACUCUAUCAGAAAGCAUAGAUAGGGAAAAAAACCGUCUUCAAAAUGAGCUUCUCCAAAUGAGAAGUGAAUCAAAGCUGUCAGUAUCCAGAAUAAGUGCUGAUCUUGAGAGAAUGGAAUGCAAGGCUACAAAUGCAGAAAAAGAGUCAGCAUUACUGAGAGAGCAAUUGGAAGAACUUAAAAAGCGAUUGGAUAAGUGCAUGCAGGAGAAAUAUGAACUGGAGAAAAAGUCAUCUAUCAGAUCUCCAGAAGUUCCUUCGCAGGACUCUAAUUUGUUGUUGAAGCAUUUGCAGGAAGAAUUACGGAACUAUGAGUCUGAAGUACGUGAAGCAAGAAAACUAAAAGCUUCUCAUGAAGACAUCGAACUAUUGAAAGAAAAAUUAUAUGAAGAAAAAAGCCGGAGGGAGAGGACAGAGUUGGAUCUUCUUAAAUUAUCUGAUCUCCAAGUAAACGUGAAGAGGUUGGAGGGCGAGUUGUCUACAUGGAAAUCAGUGGUUAGGGAAAUUCCUGGUGUGUCAUCUGCAGAUGAUAUACUUCCAAAAUUUGCAGCUUUGCAGAAAGAGGUGGUUGAUAGCAUGAUGAGAGCGAGUGAUGCCCAGGCAUGCAUGAAAGAAAUUCAAGUGUCUCUUGAUGCAGCAAUUCUUGAUAAGCAAAAUGCUGAAACUGAGGCUGCAAUGGCCAAAGAGAGGGCAGAAUCAUAUAAAGCAGAAAACAAACAGCUGGAAUCAGUGCUCGGUUUGAUUACAGAGGAAAGAGACCGGUUAAAAAAUGUUUUGAAGUUAUUAAAAGAGCGGACAAGUCUUGAAGGUGGAACUGAAUCAGUCAGUGGAACUAUCGUUCAGGAGCUUGAAGCAUCAUUGGCGAAGAAGGAAAACUACGUCACAGAACUAGAAAACAGUUUAUUAGAGAAAAAGGAAAUUAAUAGCCGUCAGCAGAAUGAGAUAAUGUUGCUCAACGAAAGGUUAGCCAAUGAAGCAAGACGAGUAAAGAUGUUAGAGCGAGAAGGUGAUCGUCUCCGUUCUGAGAUAUCUUUGUUGGAGUCUAAGCUGGGACAUGGUGAUUUUUCGUCGACUAAUACAAAAGUUCUGCGGAUGGUUAACACCCUAGCAGUUGACAAUGAGGCAAAACAGACAAUAGAGGCCCUGCAAAAUGAGCUGCAGAAGACAAAGGAAAAGUUGCAGGCUGUUGAAGAACUUAAAAAACAGUCAUCCGAUGCUGGCACACAUGUUGACUCCUAUAUUGCUGGGAAAAUUAAGCAGUUAAAAGAGCAAAUUGCAACACUUGAAAAACGUGAGGAGAGAUACAAGACAGUUUUUGCAGAAAGAAUCUCUGUUUUCCGAAGGGCAUGCUGUGAACUUUUUGGUUACAAGAUUGUAAUGGAUGACCACCAGCGACCAGAUGGAAUACCUGUCACGCGGUUUACUCUCCACUCGAUUUAUGCCUUAAGUGAUGAUGAGAAGCUUCAAUUUGAAUAUGAGUCUGGGAAUACGAAUAUUGUGGUGAAUGACUACACUUUGCAGCCUGAGAUAUCUCGACAGGUUGAUAUAUUUAUCCGGAAGAUGAAUUCAAUUCCUGCCUUCACUGCGAAUCUGACAGUGGAGUCUUUCAAUAAGCGUACUCUCUCCUGAAGUGCAGCACCCAUACAGUAUCACAUCUCAAGCUAUUACCUUGUAUUAUAUUCAUUAGUUGAAACUUUUGUUUCUACUUCUCAUUUUCGCUCAACAUUUUCUUGUAUUAUAAAUGCUUGUGUACGAACUCAAAAGUGUUUCUGAUUUGGCUGCUUCUUUGACAUUUUCGUCAAAAUAAUCA
Sesamum indicum (sesame) is the source of this 2531-nucleotide messenger RNA. RefSeq names its product mitotic checkpoint family protein (gene MAD1). Gene Ontology annotation, biological process: mitotic spindle assembly checkpoint signaling; attachment of mitotic spindle microtubules to kinetochore. Gene Ontology annotation, cellular component: mitotic spindle; nuclear envelope; kinetochore. The record is from RefSeq and is a predicted model, not a curated record. NCBI's taxonomy places the organism in Eukaryota, Viridiplantae, Streptophyta, Magnoliopsida, Lamiales, Pedaliaceae.